Phytophthora sojae is the source of this 737-nucleotide messenger RNA. RefSeq lists its product as hypothetical. The coding region runs from base 1 to 597 and encodes 198 amino acids. The transcript is spliced from 2 exons. The record is from RefSeq and is a predicted model, not a curated record. NCBI's taxonomy places the organism in Eukaryota, Oomycota, Peronosporomycetes, Peronosporales, Peronosporaceae.
AUGAGCGGCAAGGAGGCGUGGAAGCCCUUCGUCAAGUUCGAGUACCAGAACCUGCUGCCGGCAGAGCUGCGUAACAAGCUCCGCAAGAUGCUCGUGUUCACGGAGGCCACGGGCACCAAGCAAGUGCACCAGUCGCCGGCGGUGUCGCAGGGCUACCGCUACCCGUCGCCCGACAAGCAGGCGGAGGGCGUGCACGUGCCGUCCAGCGACUCCAAGGACAGCAUCUACAACAUCCAGUACUACACGCGCGACAUCCGCCGCUUCCCGUACCCGACGGAGGUGGGCAUGCACCCGUCCAUCCCCGUGCAGAAGCGCGCCGAGAUCCCGGCGGACGCCAAGCGCGGCUCGCCCGGCAACAAGAACCCGGCCGUGUUGCGCUACGACCCCACGGGCACGCGCUCGGCCAUGUCGACGACCCACGAGGCGCGCGACAAGCUCAUCCUGCAGCAUGCGUCCACGCACAACGUGCGCUUCGAGUGGGAGGGCGACGCCGAGAAGGACAUCCUCGAGGACGCCGACGCCAAGAACCUGCCGCCCGUGCCCGGCCGCCCCUUCGUCUGGGACUUCCCCGCGCAGAGCCGCGUCAUGCGCUGGUAAAUCUGCUGGUAAACUAGCGGCAGCUCUGUUACGCUGCGCUGCGGCGAGGUCAAGAGGGUCUACGAGCAGGCACGCAGCAGGCACGCGACGAUGAUGAUAAGAUGCCCAUUAACGAGCACAACAUGAAAAUUGACGACCAC